Molecule: messenger RNA, 2166 nt
Organism: Polypterus senegalus (gray bichir)
Lineage: Eukaryota; Metazoa; Chordata; Cladistia; Polypteriformes; Polypteridae
Product: chemokine-like factor
Exons: 5
Coding region: 137-571 (144 amino acids)
Cellular component (GO): membrane
Source: RefSeq, a predicted model, not a curated record
GUGACACAGCACCCUGUGAACGGACACGCCCACGCCAGCCCUCAAUCAUAUCUAUAAACCUAAACGACCUGACGGAAGAUGUAGUCAGUAAGAAAUAACGGAAGAAGAGCAGAGUUAAGCCGCACGAUCAGUUAAUAUGGACGUUGACGCAGCUUACCCCCAGUCUCGAAGAGGCGUCCUGAAGAUCGCAGAAAUGGCUGUUAUCUUUGUAUCACUUAUUUGCUUUUCUUCCGUUCCUGACACUCCUUAUAUUACUGCAACCUGCUUGGAACUGCUGAUAAGUCUCCUGAUUUUUCUCUUGUAUCUGACAAAAUUAAACAAGAAGAUAACAAUUUUAUUCUGGCCUCUGAUUGACAUUUUAAACUCAACCUUUGCAGCAGUGUAUAUGUGCAUUUUGUGUUUAAUUGCUGUUAGCACAUAUACUGCACAUGGGACUUUGGCAGGAGGGAUUACUGGUUUAAUUGCUUCUGGAAUCUUGGCUACUGAUGGCUACCUACUCUUCACAAAAAUUACUUUUAAUCAAUGUAGACGUCCUGAGAUUUCAGCCACAAAUAAACCUGAAACAAGUUGAGAAAAUAACUUAAGUAACUUAUUUGUAUCAUAUUGCUGGAUUGUUUAACAAUUGUGUAUUAUAUAUGUUUAUUUUAUUAUUAAUUAUGACACCUUGUUUUUCUAUUUUCAGUAUUUCAAUAUAUAAAUUUGUCAGUUUUAUGCUGAUAUUUAUGCCAGUAUAUUCAGACGAUUUAACAGAGCAUUUUACUGUAAAAUAUUUUAUAAUCAGUAAUGUAUUAAUACUGUAUUAGAUAUUGUGUUUAUUUUCUAAAAAUAUUUUUUUAAAUGAGUUAAUUCAGUAAUGUAUUAGUGCAGAUGUGAUUAAACUUACAGAACAUAUUGAUAUGUUUUCAAGAUUUUGUUAAAAUAACAAUUAUUGCUGUCUGUAGGCUUAGUGAUUUGCUAGCUUUUUCAGCUACAAAGGAACAGAAGCUGCUAGAAUUUUUUGGCUUAUUUAAAAGGCAUGCUACCAAAUGUCAUUUAAACUUGUAUGAGAUCUGAAACUGCUUUCAUGGGGAAAAUGUAAAACACAGAUGUGAUGGUAAGCUUCCUUUUGCAUUUUUCUUGUGACUAUUUAACUUUGCUGCCAUCUUCUGUUAAUCACAUAUUUUUUCAUAUUGGUAUUUCCUUUAAGACCAGAAAUAGAUACAGAGCGUCAUAACAUGAAAUAAACCUUGUCAGGCUAUUUUGUACAUAUUCCAUACUUUGUGUAUUUUUUAGACAAAUCCAACAGUUUUACAGUAAUUAAGCUGGUGUUAAGUUUAGCAAUUACAUGGAGUAUUUACACUGUAAUUUCAUACUUUUAUGACUGCAUUGGAUAAAAUACUCACCUAACAACCAAUAAAUAUACCUGUGCUUUUAACUAAACUUAAAUAUUCAGUUCAUGCAGUCUUUGCAACAUUGCAAAUAAUUUCUGUAAUGAAAGAAUAAUAGUUAUGCCUAACGUAGUUGCAUACAAAGUUGCCCUCACACCUCCUAGGUGUUUAACAUUGCAGCAGGAUAAUCCCAGGCCACACACAGAUGCUAUUGUGACAGCUAUCCUGAGGAAUGAACGUGUGCCUGUGCUGCCUUGUUGUGCCUUCUUUCCGGACUUUAACCCAACACUGAACAUUAAUGUAACAUCUGCAGAUGUGACCUUCUGCCUGUCAAUGUCCGUCUUCAUGCAGGAAAAGGAUAACAUUCUACAAUUGCAGAUUCAGAGACGUAUUGACUGUAUGCACCAGAGGUGUAAAGUAGUGGUGACUGCACACAAAAUACAGAGAGACUGCUAGACAACUGGUGUAAAUAGUCAGAGUUAUUUUCAUGAAUUAGUUACAGUUUGGUAAUUUGUUUUACAUUUUCCAUCAGUGUGUGUGUGUGUAUAUAUAAAUGUGUGUAUAUGGUAUAUGUCAGUUUGUUUUUGGUAAUUAUUAGAAAGUAAAACAAAUGAAGGAAUGACACGAGAUAUAAGUUAAACUGCACAAAUGCAAUGCUAAUGUAAGUACUUAUAUACUAUUAUGUGCUAUCAUUUUCAACUGAUGUGCUGUACAAAAGUGAAUCCCACAGUAUUCCUAUUUAAAGGGGUUUUAUGUAUAAUUGUAUCUUAUUUAAAUGUUUUGCAUGUAUGAAAUACGA